This is a messenger RNA of Pocillopora damicornis (cauliflower coral), 1601 nucleotides long. Its product is annotated as tropomyosin-2. Lineage: Eukaryota; Metazoa; Cnidaria; Anthozoa; Scleractinia; Pocilloporidae. The record is from RefSeq and is a predicted model, not a curated record.
UAAUUUGCAUUUACAAACACAACACAAGGAGCAUUCCGCACGUCGUGUUUUGUUUAGCUCUCUGCGGUGCGGCUGUUUUUCUGUGCGUUGCAAUCUCUGCUUUCUAGCUCCAGAACUCUUUAGAAUGGCUGAUAUCAAAUUGAGCAAAGUUAAAGGAAAGCUACAGGGUUUGAAGGAUAAGAUCGAGAAGGCCGAAGAUCGAUGCAAUGACUGUAAGAACGAGCUUCGAGAGGUAGAGGAAGCCUGUGACAAAAAUGAAGGCGAAGCAGAUUCAUUCAAACGAAGAAUUCGCCUCGUUCAAGAUGAACUGUCAAAAACUACGGAAGUUCUGGAAGAGAAACAGGCUAGAUUGGCCGAAAUACAGGCAAUUUCGUGCGAGCAUGAGGUCGCCUGCAAAGAGCUGGAAGGGAUAGACCGCGAGAGCGACGAAAAACUGACUGACAUGGAAGAGAGGGUUCUUGCAGCCAUGCAAUUAGCAAAGGAAUCCGAUGCACGUCUACAAGAAGCGAAGCAAAAAUAUAGAGUCACUGUGGGCGAGGUGGAGAAGACAAAAGAACGCGCUGAAUACUUAGAAGGAAAAUGCCAAGAGUUGGAGGACGGUAUUUCUAGCACAAGCACCACUUUGAGAGACAUGGAAGGUCGGGAUGCUGAGUCUGCGGAAAAAGAACAGGAGCUGCUAGAGAAGUUGGAGUUCUUAGAGGGACAGCUGAAAGAAGCUAUUGCCCGCGCAGAAGAAGCCGAGCGCAAAGUGCAGCCACAAGAAACCAUCAUCGAUGACCUGACGCAAGAACACGAUUCUUAUGCGGACAAAAUCAAAGAUAUCGAGCAAGAAAUGAAGAAAAUGGAAGACAUGGUGGAAGCGUCAAUAGAUGAUGUUGAUGUACAAGAACCUAGAAAGGUAACAGAUCGCUAUCAAGUACAGGAAGAGCACGAGCCCGGGGAAGAACCGACAAAUCCCGAACCCGAACCGGAGCCAGAACCCGUCAGGUCCGAAGAGGAAGAAGAUGAAGAAUGAAAUAAUCCCGCAUUUGGGUUUUAUGCGCUGUAACUGAUCCGAAAGUUUGACAAUGCGAACUCCUGAACAUGACUAUUUUUACAAAUGAAAUAUUUUACUGCGUUAGGAGUGAAAUUAGAAUUUGACCUUUAUCAUAAGUGCCUUGUUUGAAAUCUUAACUUUUUCUAGGGGCUUUUAAAUCAAUAUUUUUCAACCAGUUGAUUCUAAUCUUAAUUAGAUGGUUUUAAUAUCGAGGCGGGUACAAGCUUCUCAGUAGGUGUGUUAUUAACUUGGACGUUUUUUGAUUGUCUGUCAAUUUAAUUAAUUUAAUUCAUUACAAUUAACUCCUUCUUGAGUGAAGUGCUGGCUUUAAAAUAAACCUCUUUAUUCGCAUUGGAUUGAAUGUUUUCGUUUUUUAACUUUAAGAUUUAUGCCCAGAUUUUAUACGCUGAGGGAAACAGGAACAAAAUUCUUGCGUGACAAGAAAAGAUCAUUGAAGCGAUAAAUAACACAGCCAGAUACUAAUGAUUUUCUGUUAGUAAACAUCACGGAAAGCCAAAUGUCUUCAUAUCUAUUUAUGCAAUCAUAAUAAAUGCCGUUUGCCUUG